UUGUGGCCAGAGACUACUGGGUUAGGCUGCAGGUUCCCCUGGGAUCCUGUACAGUAUAAGUACUAUAGAAAAUUAAUGAGUGAUUGAAUUAAUUAAUAAGUUUCCUUCCACAAUCCAAAGAUUAGAUUAACUGGUGUCCCCAAAUUGCCCACAUGGGCAUUGUAUGCAUGUGCCCUGCAAUGGAUUGACACCAUGUCCAGGGUGUAAACUGCCUCAUGCCCGAAGAGUCCUGGGAUAGGCUCUUUGCGACCCCAGAAUAAAAGGAUGAAUAAAUGAAUGAAUGAAUAAAAACAGCACAAUAACUCUUGAGAGAUUAGGGUUCUUUGGUUGAUUUUGCUUAAAAUAUACAAAGUUCCAAUUGCACAUCACUUUAAUUAGGUGUGUAUCAUGACUUGUGUAGGGGUUCAACUCUUUUACAGUGGAGUGGCCCAUUUCUCAUUUUUAGGAGGUAAGCUCCGCCCACCACAGUACAGUUGAACCAAUAGAAAGUCCGCGCAUGCGCACAUUGCACAGCGCGUCCAGAACAUGGCAAGAUAACAGUGUGGGUCACACAGCAACAGCGGCUGCUAAUCAUUCUGGUAAAGUGCAGAAUGUCAUAACGCCCUUUCAUGGCUCUGAAAGUGGUACGCAGGCUGCGUGUGCUAAAGCAAGUGGCUGUUCCUCACCUUGUCUGUCCAACCACUCUGAAUGCGUGUCUUAAACAACAUGUUUGCGCUCCGGCCGUUACCUUAUCUCAGGACUUCCGUCCUUCUCUCUCUGCAAAAGAAGGAAAUCAUCGGAGAACAAGGCGGCUAAGCACCACAACCCGUGAGCCUCUCUUUCUUGUGGCCGGAUCCAUCCGGCUUCCCCGUGAUGCUUCAAGAGGAGGAGCUCUCACCUCUCUGUUGCAUGGCCUGAGUGCUGAUGAGAAACGUGCGUUUAAAGGGCUCCUUUUCUCCUGCAUGACUUCUCAACAAGUGCUGCACCUUGUGCACCUCACCCCACAUCUCACGAAUGCAGGUGCUGUUGCUGUUCUGCACAGACUGGCUGAUCUGGAGCAGAAUGGAGGUAGAGGACUUAAAGAGCCAGAGGUGCUGCUGUCUGAUCCGGGUUUGAACAGGAUUUGUCUAAGGUUACAGCAAGAAGCCGGUGAGCUAGAAGAUGAGGUGGUGGUUAGAGCUCUGCUGGGCUGUACACGUCUUUAUCUAGACCCACACAGUCACUUGGUGACGAGAUUGAUGUCCGAGACCCAGGUACGGCUAAACACGGGUCACUUGAGCAUCGAGACUCUGAGUAAUUUAGUGCAAGCACUUUUCGCACUAAAUGGGCCGAACUGUUGCAUUCUUGAGCAAGCUGUGUGCCAGAUCCAGAACAAAGAUCCAGCUCAAUGGAAUCCAAGUGAACUCACCUCUGUCUAUAAAAUGCUAGCUUCAGGUUUGGGUUUAGGAGGACGUUACCAGGAACUGCUGAACGAAAUUAAUGCUCGAGCGCUCCGACUUGCCUCAAAAAUGGACCGUGUAACAGUCAGCGAAACAUUAGGAGCACUUGUCAUGCUGGGCCAAAAGCAGGCACUCCCGCUGGUGAUCGCUUUAUGCAAACAGGCUGUGCGUCACGUGCCGAACUUUGCGGAUACCGAACUGUCGGUUGUAUUGUCUGCACUCAUGCACUAUGGACAUAGCGAUCACUUUCUCGUCGAGGCUCUGGAGCGCCACGUACCAAAAAUAGCCUUUACUGCUCACCCUGAGACAGUAACCAGGGUAAUGCAAUAUUUUGGGCGACGGCGCAUUUUUUCUCCACCGGUUUUUGAUGCAGUGGCCGAAAGCUUUGUGUACAGGGCUGAUGAGUACACAACGGAACAGAUGUCAAGGCAGAUAGUGGCGCUGGGAGCAGUGGGAUACAUACCUCAGGAGGCUGGACGGCUUUUCCGGAAGGUGGAGUCUGUCUUGAAUGCACGUUUUUCGCAAUUUCAUCCGCGAACACUUCUUGCGCUGUUGCACGCUUGUACGCUUUUACAGAGAUUUCCGCUCAACUUUGUCUCAAAGGUCUUCAGCCCAUUUUUCCUACAGGAGCUUCAGGAUGGCAGUGUGAUGGAUCAGGCGGUGCUGGCUCAGCUUACACAGCUCUACAUGACAAUGAAACUGGAAUGUCCAUUCUAUCGGGGUCCACAAUUUUUACCUAAGCUGCGUGUGAAGUCAUUUCUGGCUCCUGGAUCUUCUUUGGAGAGCCUGGUGGACCCUCAGCUUUACAAUGGGGUGAAGAGCGGCUUGGUGGAUUUGCUGGGGGGUCGAACUUACUUUGCCUCCAAAGUCCUUACACCAUACUGUUACACACUUGAUGUGGAGAUAAAACUGGAUGAAAAUGGCUACGUCUUACCUGCCACACAUGUUGAGGAAAUAUAUAAAAGAAUUGCUUUAUGCAUUGAUGGACCAAAGCGCUUUGCUGCUAAUGCCAGACACCUUCUGGGAAAGGAGGCUAUCAAGCAGCGACACCUAAAGAUUCUGGGAUAUGAAAUUGUUCAGAUUCCCUAUUUCGAGUUUGAAAAACUAAAGGACAAAGCAAACAUAGUCGAGUACCUGCACAAGAAGAUUUUCCCUCACACGUACCGACUCAGCUGGUGAUCACAACUUUUCCACAUGCAGCAGGUUUCAUGCCAGCCUCACUUCCUCAAACAUCUGCAGAAUACUUUUUCCUACCUGGUUUAUAGUUAAUGUAAUUUUUUUAAAGUGAAGUGUGCCUUGUGCUUUAUUAAUUUAUGUUUAAAUAAAGGAAAAGGACCAUGGUGCUUUUAAAAUGUUUUUUGUCAUUUAUCAGAUAACACAUAAUAUAAAUUCAGUUCUGGUUUUACCCCAUUUACAUUUAAAUAUGUGGAAUAAUUUGCUUCUAUGGCAUGACGUUAAAUAAAAUUAAAAGAAUCUGUAAAUAACUCUCAGGAGAAUU
Messenger RNA from Clarias gariepinus (North African catfish), 2916 nucleotides. RefSeq names its product FAST kinase domains 3 (gene fastkd3). Bases 609 to 2597 code for a protein of 662 amino acids. The transcript has 7 exons. Gene Ontology annotation, cellular component: ribonucleoprotein granule; mitochondrial matrix. The record is from RefSeq and is a predicted model, not a curated record. Gene Ontology annotation, biological process: regulation of mitochondrial mRNA stability; mitochondrial RNA processing. Lineage: Eukaryota; Metazoa; Chordata; Actinopteri; Siluriformes; Clariidae. Gene Ontology annotation, molecular function: RNA binding.